Messenger RNA from Apodemus sylvaticus (European woodmouse), 2034 nucleotides. It is a transcript of the gene Vstm5, whose product is annotated as V-set and transmembrane domain containing 5. Gene Ontology annotation, biological process: filopodium assembly; positive regulation of excitatory synapse assembly. The transcript has 4 exons. Lineage: Eukaryota; Metazoa; Chordata; Mammalia; Rodentia; Muridae. Gene Ontology annotation, cellular component: dendrite; plasma membrane; axon. The record is from RefSeq and is a predicted model, not a curated record. Bases 289 to 888 code for a protein of 199 amino acids.
UUCCAUAUUCAUAGUCCUUCCUUCUCUCACUGCUCCCUCCCUUCCUCUUCCCUUCCUCCUUUCUUCCCUCUCUCCUGGGAACUGGUUGAACCAGAGUACAACCUGCUCAUCUGCCUCAGACGGAGCAGCUGCGGGAGCUGAGACGCGCUGAGCUGCGAGCAGUGCAGCCGAGCCACGGCCUAGGGGGCUAGGCUGGCGCGCUGCGCUGCGGGGCGCUGCUGAGGGCGAGCAUUGGACCGGCCGCCUCCCCGAGGCCCAUGCGGGGGCAAUACAGUCCGCGGCUCGCUCAUGAGGCCACCGCGAUGCGGGGGGAGGACCCAAGGCAUCCCGCUGGGGCUGCUCGCCUUCUGGGUGGCUGCCGCCCGCUGUCUGCAGAGUCAGGGUGUGUCACUGUACAUCCCACAGUCAGUCAUCAACGCCACCGUCCAAGAAGACAUCCUGCUGUCAGUGGACUACAUCUGCCACGGCGUGCCCACGAUUGAGUGGAAGUACACACCUAACUGGGGUGUGCAGAAGAUCGUGGAGUGGAAACCAGGGACCCCAGCCAAUGUCUCCCAAAGCCACAGAGACAGAGUCUGCACCUUUGACAAUGGCUCCAUACGGCUUUUCAGUGUGGGUGUGAGGGAUUCUGGCUACUACAUCAUCACUGUCACAGAGCACCUGGGCAGCAGCCAGUCUGGCACCAUCUUGCUGCACGUGUCAGAGAUCCGCUAUGAAGACCUCCACUUCGUUGCUGUCUUCUUCGCUCUGCUUGCUGCUGUAGCUGUGGUAUUGAUCAGUCUCAUGUGGGUCUGCAACCAGUGUGCGUACAAAUUCCACAGGGACAGGAGGUACAAACUCAAAGAAAGCACCACUGAGGAGAUUGAGCUGAAAGAUGUUGAGUGUUAGCCAAGACUGUGCCCAAUUACAUUGCUACCUCAAGAGAACAACAGUAUUUUCGAGUCCAAGGAACAAACCGAGCCAAUCCCUGCUGCAGCAUCCACACCCCUUUCCUGAUGAGACAGCUGGAAGAGAAGAAAGCUGACUGGGAUCUGGAGGUGACGGCUUGCUUAUAGAAGCAAGUUCUAGGGCUUACCUGUAGCUCACAGAUACGUCUGAGGCUUCCGACCAGGAACUCUUCCUUGGUUGCAGGUUCAGGGCCAUGCUGACCCUUAACACAGGCAGGUACCCGCUACCACUCUAAAUGCAGGCUGCAGCCCCACAGCGCUCUGCUGAAGAGUUCCUGUCUCCAGAGCCAGCGAUCUGCAGAGGGGCUGACAUGCAGCUAGGACUGGAGCACGUGUUCUGCUCCUUUGUGCUCCUGUCUGAUGUGCAAACUGUGGCACCCCCAUCCUCCUCCUCCCCAUUCUACAUCCCAUACAUGAGCAAGCCUGAGGCUCUGAGGAGGUGGAGUGAACUGUACCUCAUGGGGAGCAGCCGAGUGCCCGAGGGAACCAGCUUGGGGCACAGAGAGCAGAAGACAUCCAUCGUCCAUCUCACCCUCCCUCAUACGAAGUAGCCUGAAAUUGCGUUACUACAGAUGAUGUGGCUUACGCUGACCAGGGGUAGUGCAACAGGAAACUCUGCAAGGCGUCAUCCAGCUUCAUCCUUCAAGUCCCAGUCAGAUCCCGGGCAGGGGAGAUGCGGUAUUCACCUACCUCAUAUGGCAUCAGGGGAAGCCAGUAUUAGCCUAGAUCUCUCAGAGGAAUUGAGAAAAGCACACGAGAUGGCUCAGCCCUUAAAGACUAGGCUCACAACCAAAAAUGGGAGAGAAGCAUGCGAGUCAUUGAAGGAAAGUAGAGAAAGUGCAGUAUCACAUAACGAAGGUUAAAAUGCCUUGGGGUGGGGCUAGAGAGAGGUUCAGUACCUAGGAGCCCUUGCUGUUCUUACAGAAGACCCUGAUUCAAUUCCAUGCAGCAACAUGGUAGCGCAUAACCUUCUCUAACUCCAGUUCCCUCUUCUGGCCCCCAUGGGUACUGCAUGCACACAGUGCACACAUAUAUGUGAAGGCAAAGCAUUCACACACGUGAAAUAAAAUUUUAAAAUUAAAUCUAA